Antechinus flavipes (yellow-footed antechinus) is the source of this 6235-nucleotide messenger RNA. It is a transcript of the gene CNOT12, whose product is annotated as tankyrase 1 binding protein 1. Gene Ontology annotation, cellular component: nucleus; heterochromatin. NCBI's taxonomy places the organism in Eukaryota, Metazoa, Chordata, Mammalia, Dasyuromorphia, Dasyuridae. The record is from RefSeq and is a predicted model, not a curated record. Gene Ontology annotation, biological process: double-strand break repair; cellular response to ionizing radiation.
CGGCGGCGGCUGAGGCUGGGGCCGGGCCGGGGCUGAGUCCGGGAAGCGGUCAGCGCGGUGAAGGCGAACCGGAGCCCCGGGAAGCGAGGUCUGCUGCAAGUGAUGAGUUUAUCCGCUCUCAGGGAAAGCUCCCCCAUGGCUUCCCAGCCCCCCCAAGAGAUGGAGGAGGAGCUGCUGCCGGCUGGCCCGGAGCCAGGGGACUCGCGGGCCAAGCCCCCCGUCAAGCCCAAGCCGGAGCCCCGGACGCUGCCAGCCAAGCCGGCUCUGCCCGCCAAACCCAGCCUCUGUCCAGUGGGGCCACGGCCCCCCCGGGGUCCCUUGGCCGAGCUACCUUCUGCCAGGAAAAUGAACAUGCUGGCAGGACCCCAGCCCUACGGUGGCAGCAAGCGCCCCUUGGCCUUCUCUCCUCGGCCGGCCGCCGACGCGCCGUCUGCCGGGGCCGGCCCUCGGGAGGCCAGCAAGGACGAGGGGCCUCUCGCCACCCCCUCGCCCCGAGGCUCCGUCACCGCAGGGGUCCGAAAGGCUCCCGCUCCUUUCCGCCCCUUGUCCGACCGAUUCUCUACCAGCACUGUGGAAGAGAUCUUGGCCAAGAUGGAGCAGCCCCGGAAAGAGGGCCCCUCCAGUCCUGAGCGGCUCUGGGGCUCCCGCCUCACCUUCAGCCAGGACGGCAGCUCCCACUACGGCCCGAGGGCCUAUGGUCCGGCUCAGAGCCCCGCGGAGGAGGAGACGCAGACCCGGAGCAUCUCCAGGGACCCGUCCCAGGAGGAGCAGGCGAAGCUUGGGGAGGGGCAGCAAGAGGAAGGCCGGAGUCCAUCUGGACAGCGCCCUGCAGAACCCCAAGCGCUCCGGCCUGGAGCUUCUAGCUGGAUGCGGGAGGAGAGGCUCGUCUCCUCCGACCUGGCAUCCAACGGAGAGCUGGCAGAUGCAGCGUCCCCCCCCGAACUCUCCAAGUCUUCGGCCCAUCCGUGUGUUGUUCCUCCAGUCCCGCCGGGUUCCGGGCCUCGUGAUCCCUCCCCUAGCCCUUUGGGGGCUCCAGGAUCACAGGACCCGGCCCCUUCUGCUGAGGGACCUUCUGUGUCCCAGAGCCCAGCCCUCCCCACAGAGAAGUCACCGGAACCCCUAAAAUCAUUCAGCCCAUCCUGCACCUCCGGGGAAGCCCCUGGGUCUCCCAGAGCAGUCCUCUCCCCCGAGAAGACUUCCACCCCGCCAGAGGCCCCAGGGUCCCCCGGGCCAGAGCAUUCCCAGGUUACCCCUCCCCAGAUUCCUCCUUCAGGGGGCCAGUUUUUGGAGCACUCUAGAACAUUUCCCGUGGAGCAAAAGGAGGAGGGCAGAGAGUCAAGCCUCCGGCUCCCCCACCUGGAACAGCGGCGUUUCUCAGAAGGUGUGCUAAGGCCCCCCAACCAAGAGCAGAAGAAACUAGGGGGGUCGCUGGCUGCCUUGCCUCAGGGCCAGGGAGAAGGAGGUGGCUUGGAGCAGCCCUUUGGGAGUGGGACAGAGUCCAACUGGAGCUUGUCACAGUCCUUCGAAUGGACCUUCCCCACUCGGCCUUCGGGCCUGGGCGUGUGGCGGCUCGAGUCCCCGCCACCCUCCCCCAUCACCGAAGCCGACGACUCGGGGCUCUCUGAGGGAGAGGGGGAAGGGGCUGAUGGCGAUCGGAGCGCCAGGCCGGCGAGGCCCGCCUCCUGGGCCCAGAGCGAGAGCGUUCCCCAGAAGGUCCCCCGGAAGCAGCGGGGCGAUGGCAGAAACCCAGCUUCCUCUGGUCCCCCCUCGGAUCUUCAGCCCAAAGGCUGCGCUUCCCCAAGACCGUCCCUGCUACAAGCAGAGGAGGUGGCAGGGACGGAGGAGCCCCUGGCCAGACUGGAGACCCCUCUGCCUCCCACUCCGGAGGAGGAGGCAGCCUUGCCCAUCCUGGAGCCCGUCCGGGAGCAGGAGCCGCCCCUUCCCCCAGCUCAGCCCUGCAUCUUGUUUGCCGAUGCCCCUGGCCCUGAGCAGGCCACCCCCUCCCAGGAGGAUGCCCCAGACCUGGCAAAAGCAGAGACUAGGCUGACUAGGCCUGAGGGAGGGGACCUGGAGGUGAGGGGGUCCUCACCCGAAAUGAGGGCCCCUGAAAAUGAUGCCGGCUGGCUGGACAAGCUCCUGGCCUCCCCACCUCCCAGUGCCAACGGUGCCCGGAAAACAACACUACCUGAGCAGAGUGAGACUCAGCUGCCCAGUGCCAGCCCUGAGGGGCUCCUGGGAUGGGCUCAGAAAGACCUGAAAAGUGAAUUUGGUAUUGGUGUAGACUCACACCCUAGCACCUUCAGCCCCUCUUCCACCUGGGCCAGAGAAGGCACCGGGGGCUAUGGCCUUGGGGGCUCAGCUUCCAGUGAAAGGGAUUGGGCCAUUGAUGAUGGCUGCAUAGGGGCGACGCAGAGCCAUCGGGAGUGGAGCAGUACCUAUGGCAUAGGCCAGCCAGGGGUGCAGGAAGACUUCGAUACCAGCGGUGGAAACCGAAGCGGGGAGUGUGUCCUAGGAGGGGAUGUGAUGACUAAGGAAUAUGGGAAGGCAGAUCAGCUUGGAACUUACAGUAGUCAAGCUGCUGACCUGCAAGACCGGGAAUUUGGGAAGAGAGACUCGCUUGGGAUUUACACUAACCAGGCUGCUGACUUACAGGACCGGGAAUUUGGGAAGAGAGACUCGCUUGGGAUUUACACUAACCAGGCUGCUGACUUACAGGACCGGGAAUUUGGGAAGAGAGACUCGCUUGGGACUUAUAGUAGUCAAGCUGCUGACUUACAGGACCGGGAAUUUGGGAAGAGAGAUUCGCUUGGGAGCUAUAGUAACCAGGCUGCUGAAUUACAAGACCGGGAAUUUGGGAAGAGAGACUCGCUUGGAACUUAUAGUAGCCAGGCUGCUGAAUUACAAGACCGGGAAUUUGGGAAGAGAGAUUCGCUUGGGACUUAUAGUAACCAGGCUGUUGAAUUACAAGACCGGGAAUUUGGGAAGAGAGACUCGCUUGGAACUUAUAGUAGCCAGGCUGCUGAAUUACAAGACCGGGAGUUUGGGAAGAGAGACUCGCUUGGGAUUUACACUAACCAAGAUGCUGAAUUACAAGACCGGGAAUUUGGGAAGAGAGAUUCGCUUGGGACUUAUAGUAACCAGGCUGUUGAAUUACAAGACCGGGAGUUUGGGAAGAGAGACUCGCUUGGGAUUUACACUAACCAAGAUGCUGAAUUACAAGACCGGGAAUUUGGGAAGAGAGACUCGCUUGGAACUUAUAGUAACCAGGCUGUUGAAUUACAAGACCGGGAAUUUGGGAAGAGAGACUCGCUUGGGACUUAUAGUAGCCAGGCUGCUGAAUUACAAGACUGGGAGUUUGGGAAGAGAGACUCGCUUGGGACUUACAAUAGCCAGGCUGUUGAAUUACAGGACCGAGAAUUUGGGAAGAGAGACCCAGUUGGGGCUUACAGCAGCCAGGCUGUCGAAUUACAAGAUCAGGAAUUUGGGAAGAGAGACUCACUUGGGACUUAUAGUAUCCAGGAUGCUGAUCUCCACGCUCGGGAGUUUGAGAAGAGCAACUGGAUGAGUGAAUAUGGCGGCGGCAGCAAGAGAGCCGCAGAUUGUUUGGAAAGAGCCUUUGGAGAGACAGAGCUGAGUGGGGUGUUCAGUAUGGGACAUUCGCAGCAGCAGGAUAAAGAGUUUGGGAAGAAAGAUCAAAAUGCCAGUUCUAGCUCUGGAGAGAUGUUGGAGAAAGAGCCAGAGGGCUCAUGUGGCCCUAAUACUUCCAAUUUACAGGACCAAGAACUUGGGGAAGGAGACUUGAGCAGUUGGCCCAAGAUCAAUGACUCUCAUCAUCAGGGAGAGCUGGGGAAGAAGGAUCAAGCUGGGACUUACAGGAGCAAUGAUGUCACGCGCCAGUCUAGGGAAUUUGGAGAAAAAGACUGGCCCAGUCAAUUUGGCCAACAAGACAUGAGUCGUUCAGAGAGGGAAUUCGGUCUGGGGAGACGAGAUUGGACCAGUGACUUCCGAAUCGAAGGCACAGACAAGAGUGACCAGUUCGGUAUCAUCGGUACCGACCGAGGCAACUGCUCAGGCCUGGGCAUUCUCAGUGACUCGGAGAAGAUGGGAGGCGCCAACUUUGUGUCUUCUGGGAAGAUGAGGAUGGGGCAGACCCAAUGGACUGAUGAUUUGGGCCUCCGGAACUUGGAUGUGUCUGGUUGUAUGGAAUCAGAAGGGUCGAGGGAGGCCCGAGAGCACGGAGUUGGCCAGACCGACUGGUCCUCUGACCUGGGCUUGAGAAACAUGAACGUGCCCAGUGGCUUAGGGAAUGGAGGCCCAGGGGAAUCCCGGGAGCUUGGAGUAGGACAGAAAGACUGGACCCCAGAUCUUGGACUGAGGAAUAUAGAUGUCUCAGGGGUCCUGCAGUCGGCAGGGCCCAGCGAGGCCAGAGAGUGUGGGGUAGGACAGAUGGACUGGGUUCACGGCCUCGGGCUGAGGACUGUGGAGGCAGCCGAUGACGCGAAACCCGGAGAGCCUCUGGUGUCGCGGGAGCAUGGAGUGGGGCAGGCGGACUGGACGGCCGACCUCGAGCUGAGAAGCUCAGACCUGGGGCCUGGGGGCAGCCUCAGAGAGCGCGGGGUAGGACAGAUGGACUGGGCCCACGAUCUGGGCUUGAGGAACAUGGAUCUCUCCGAUCCGCUGCAGUCUGGAGCUUCCGCUGAGGCACGAGAAUGCGGAGUCGGACAGAUGGACUGGCAGAACGAUUUGGGGCUCCGGAACGCUGACCUUUCCGGGGGCUUGCGAGAGCAUGGGGUUGGCCAGGUGGACUGGUCUCAGGAGGCGGACCUUGCAGGCCCCACUUUAUCCAGUGGCCUGGAGGCCGGAGAGCCUUCGGAAGCCCGGGAGCUGGGAGUCGGAGAGGUGAGCCAGCCCGGCGUUUCGGACUAUGGCGGCGACUGCUCACGGCCUUCGCAGAGUGGCGCGUCUGACGUCGGGAUGGACUCGAGAGAAACCACGAUCUCAGGAACCAGCUCCAGCGGGUGCCUGGCCCGGUCUCCGCCAUCUGGCUCUCAGGGCCUCCUGCAAGACAUGCUGGCCACCAGCAACUCGAGAGCAUCUGCCGGCCGGGAGAAGGCGGCCUCGGGGCCCAGGGGCCAGCCCGAAGAGGAUGAGGAGCAAACGGUGGCAGAUGACGAUGAAGAGGAGGAGCCGGAGCUCAGGAGGGACCCUCUGCCUUCCUGCCGGCCCCAGCCUGAUGGCGAGGCCAGCCGGACAGAGGAGGUGGAUGGCGGCUGGGGCUCCCGGGGGGAUGGCCCCGCUGCGCCCAGCCUGCUCCCAGGGCCUCCUUCCAACUUGUCCAGCCAGGACUUUUCCUUUAUAGAGGACACAGAAGUUCUAGACAGUGCCAUGUAUCGGAGCCGUGCCAAUCUGGGCCGCAAGCGUGGACACCGAGCCCCAGCCAUCCGCCCUGGGGGAACCCUGGGGCUUUCGGAGGCCGAUACCGACUCCUGGAUCUUCCAGGAUUCCACAGAGCCACGGGCAUCUCGGGUGCCGUCUUCAGACGACGAGGUGGUGGAGGAGCCUCAGAGCCGCCGCACACGGAUGUCCCUGGGCACCAAGGGCCUGAAAGUCAACCUCUUCCCUGGCCUGAGCCCCUCCGCUCUCAAGGCUAAGCUGCGUCCCCGAAACCGUUCAGCCGAGGAGGGGGAGCAGGUGGAGAGCAAGUCAGCCCAGAAGGAGUCUGCCGUCCAGCGCUCCAAGUCCUGCAAGGUCCCCGGCCUCGGGAAGCCCCUCGCGUUACCUCCCAAGCCAGAGAAAUCCUCAGGGUCCGAAGGGUCAUCCCCCAACUGGCUACAGGCAUUGAAGCUGAAAAAGAAGCGGGUCUGAGGUGGCGCUUCAGAGGUGGUUCCUGUGCAUCCUCUGAAGGGGCCCAGGCCUGGGAGGCUCCGGCCCGAGGAGGGCUGUGGCCCCGCCCCCCCUGGCACAUUUAUGCACUUUGUACCCCCACCCCCCACUCCCGGGAUGCUGUCUGUGGUUGCCGGUGUUGGCCCCGCCCUCCCUCAGGACCCCUUCCCGUCCUCCCCGCCCCCGCCCACCUUUGGGUUUUCUUUUGAUACCACUUUAUAGCAUUUUGAUAAAAGCCUCGGAUUUUUUGUAAUGGGCGGUGGGCCGCCCCCCUCCCCCCACCCCCAGGAGCCUGUGCAGACCAAGGACGCUUUGUCACUCGACACAAUAAAGUUUUUUUGGGGAUUGGUGA